Messenger RNA from Drosophila kikkawai, 815 nucleotides. RefSeq names its product coenzyme Q-binding protein COQ10, mitochondrial. The record is from RefSeq and is a predicted model, not a curated record. Gene Ontology annotation, molecular function: ubiquinone binding. NCBI's taxonomy places the organism in Eukaryota, Metazoa, Arthropoda, Insecta, Diptera, Drosophilidae. Gene Ontology annotation, cellular component: mitochondrion. Gene Ontology annotation, biological process: cellular respiration; ubiquinone biosynthetic process.
UCACAUUAUUGUUUUUAUUUUCGAUUACUCACCCAUUUUGCAUCAAAUCUCGCCCAGCCUUGCCCAAAAUGCUAAAGGGCGGGAGCACACUGAAAGCCCUGGACGUCAGACUCCGACUGCUAAGACCCUUUAUUGAAACAAGUGGCUGUGGACGCCGACAGCAGGAGCAGCAACCGCAGCAGCAGCGCAGCUUCUCUAACAGCAUCCACAGGUCCUACAUAACGUUCAAUGAUUUUCGCACCAAGAACCGCUCGUACACCAAGAAGGAGCUCGUUGGGUACUCCAUGCUGGACAUGUAUAGCGUCGUCUCCGACGUCAGCAACUACCACAGAUUUGUUCCGUACGUAAAGCGUUCGCAUGUGCACAGCCAGGAGAGCGGUGGAAGAGACUUCCGGGCGGACCUGAUAGUGGGCUUCCCCCCGCUUAACGAGGCAUACACGUCGCGCGUCACCCUGGUCCCACCCAGUCUGGUCAAGUCCGAGUGCCAUGACGGACGUCUGUUUAACUACCUGUUGAACGAGUGGCGCUUUAGGCCGGGCCUCAAGGACAUACCCAACUCCUGUGUGUUGGAUUUUAAGGUCUCGUUUGAAUUCAAAUCGCUUCUGCAUAGCAACGUUGCAAACAUCUUCUUCGACUUGAUCUGCGAUCAAAUGGAAAACGCCUUCAUCCAGGAGGUGCGUAGACGGAGCGGCCCGCCCUCCAUCCGCUCGCACGUGCUGACUUCCCAGCGAUCCUGACCCCCCUGUAGCAAAUGAAUAGACGAAAAUUUGUAAUACACGACGUGUACAAAGAACAUAAAAUUAAGUACUUUAAUA